AUGCCAAGCGAUGGAGUUUCGGCUCAUAUUUCUACUGAGAACAUCGUUGUUUCAACGAUCGUAACUGUGAUUGGUAUUUCCGGUCUACUGUCGAACGGUGCUGUAAUUAUUUCGGUAUUAUUCAAUUCACAAAUGCGAAACUCCUUCGGGGUAUUGUGUCUCUCCCAUGCUGUCGCUAAUAUCGGUGUGAUGUUAAUUUGCAUCUUCUGGUUGACGCCAACGACUAUUAUGGCAACUGUUGUUACUGAUGAGUCAUUUGGGAAAGUAAUGGGCCAGCUAAAUAUUAUGUUUUGGGACGUGUCCGUUUAUUCGCAUCUAACGAUUUCACUUAAUCGAGUUGUUGCGAUUAUAUUCCCCUAUCACGCUUCUGAACUGUUAUCCACUAGGAAUACGUUUAUAGCUGUUGCUGUUGAUAACUUGGACAAGAUGAUCUCACGAUCUCCUCAUAACAUGACCAAUGAAGCGAAGAGGACGAGAAAGAUGGUAAUGUUUUCCACGUGUCUUACGGCGGUAGCUCUCUCCAUGCAGUCAAGACUCUCCACGGUUAACGGUGCUGUCCAAGUCUCAGUGCAUCGUGAUAAGGCCAAUCGCGAAUAA
Messenger RNA from Necator americanus (New World hookworm), 597 nucleotides. RefSeq lists its product as uncharacterized. Gene Ontology annotation, cellular component: membrane. Bases 1 to 597 code for a protein of 198 amino acids. Lineage: Eukaryota; Metazoa; Nematoda; Chromadorea; Rhabditida; Ancylostomatidae. The transcript is spliced from 4 exons. The record is from RefSeq and is a predicted model, not a curated record.